Molecule: messenger RNA, 3527 nt
Organism: Anthonomus grandis grandis
Lineage: Eukaryota; Metazoa; Arthropoda; Insecta; Coleoptera; Curculionidae
Gene: rdgC
Product: serine/threonine-protein phosphatase rdgC
Exons: 16
Coding region: 265-2724 (819 amino acids)
Cellular component (GO): cytosol; nucleus
Molecular function (GO): protein serine/threonine phosphatase activity; calcium ion binding; protein binding
Source: RefSeq, a predicted model, not a curated record
AAAAGCGCGUCUCACCGAUCUCUGUGCGGUACCUCUGGCGAAAAUCGUGCGGCGAAAAACAUCGCGUGUGGUGAAAAUUCCGUUUUUUCUUUAAGUGAAACUUUUUAAAUUGCCAACGGUUGUUGUUGUUGACCAAUACGUCAUCGUUGGAGAAGGUGUGGGAUAUAAAAAAAACGUUAAGUAAAUGGGUUAUUAUUGUUAUUGUUGGCUGUUUAAGUAAACAUAGCCUUUAUCUUCUCCUAAUCCGACCAUACCACCACCAAAAUGUCACAAUGCGCCUGCGUAAGACUAAAAAAGAAAACGGUCAUACACGAAGACGAGGAGUUUUCGGACAGCUCCAAGUCGGACAUCGCUGACAUGGCGGCCAUGCCCUGCUUGAAAAACAAACCGAAACCCAGAAGGAGACUGAGUUUUAAGAUAGGCGACAUCAGGAGAAUGAUUCCGGAUAAGAUCUUACAGUGUUUCGGACAGGACGAGAUUGAAAUGACCAAGUUAGAAAAAACGAUAAAGGCGUCACUCCUUAUACAAAAAUGGUAUAGGAGUUACAUGGCCAGGCUCGAAGUGAGACGGAGAUACACCUGGACGAUAUUCCAAACGUUGGAAUAUGCCGGUGAACAAGACCAAGUUAAGUUGUACAACUUUUUCAAUGCUCUUCUUACUCAUAUACCCCAAACAGCCAACAGAGACGGGUAUAAUUCUAAAGGUGCUUCUAGAAGUUCUUCCUUUGAUAACUUAGACUUAGAAUUCGAAGAUGAAUCUCCGGACGAGGAAUAUUCUUACGACCAAGAAGAUAAGAAGACCCUAAGGCAUUUUACUUUGGAAUAUCCUUAUACGGAAGAAAAAAUCACGGAGCUGAUAGAGAUAUUUAGAAAGCAUCGGCACUUUAGGUUGCCCCCCAAAGUGGUCGCGGACAUCCUGCGUAGGUCGAUAAUGGCCCUUCGGAAAUUACCAAACAUUAACGUGGUGUCGACGGCCCUAUCCAAGCAAAUUACCGUUUGUGGGGACCUACAUGGGAAAUUCGAUGACUUACUCGUUAUAUUGCACAAGAACGGUCUUCCUUCCACCGAGAAUCCCUACGUUUUUAAUGGGGAUUUUGUGGAUAGAGGCAAACGUGGCUUAGAGGUUAUUUUAGUUUUACUGCUCUGCUUUAUUACCUUUCCUGGGGGUGUGUACUUAAAUAGAGGAAACCAUGAGGAUCACAUUAUGAACCAAAGAUACGGUUUUAUCCGGGAAGUGCAGUCCAAAUACCGGAAAAAUCACGAAAGGAUCCUGAAACUAUUCGAGAGCGUUUAUAGAUGGCUGCCUCUAGGGACGAUAGUCAACAAUCGAGUUUUAAUCGUACACGGGGGGAUAUCUGACACCACCGAUCUGGAAAUGAUCCGCAGUUUAGAAAGGGAGAAAUACGUGUCCCUUUUGAGGCCUCCCCUCUGUGACAGUUCUGCGCCCGGUGCUGAAGCCAUUAAUAAAGUCGAAUGGAAGCAAGUUUUUGACAUCCUAUGGUCAGACCCACAAGAAACCAAAGGCUGCAUACCGAACAACUUGAGAGGUGCAGGCACGUACUUUGGUCCAGACGUCACCAAGAAGUUCUUAGAAGAAAAUCGACUCUCCUACAUAGUGAGAUCCCACGAAUGCAAACACGAGGGAUACGAGAUGUGCCAUGACAACCUGAUUAUCACGAUCUUCUCUGCCUCUAACUACUACGAAAUCGGCUCAAACAAUGGAGCUUACGUAAAAUUAAUGGGGCCAAACUUAGAGCCGCACUUUGUCCAAUAUAUGGCCAACGCAGGACGAAGAAAGCUGAAUUUCUAUCAGAGAAUGGGUUUGGUCGAAACUGGGGCUACUAAGGAGCUACAGGCUCAAAUAUUGAACGUAAGAGAUGUGAUCGAAGAAGAGUUUUCCAAGUUAGAUCCAGAUAAUACUGGAUUAAUAACUGUCACUCAAUGGUGUAUCACCUUGGAAAAAUGUACUGGUUUGCAAAUACCAUGGAGGCUGCUGAAAGAGAAACUGGUUUCAAUAGAUCCUGAAAGCAAAAUGGUGCAGUAUCAAACCACGUUUGAUAAUAUUAAAAGUAGUAAGCUUAAUAGUGUUCAAGGGGCCAGCACUGUCGUGGAGACUUUAUAUCGGAACAAGAGUAGUUUGGAGGCGAUAUUUCGCAUUAUUGAUAAGGAUAAUUCUGGCUACAUAAGCUUAGACGAACUAGCAGAGGCAUGCAACCUAAUAAAGGAGCACAUGCCUUGCAACAUGACUGAGGAUCAACUGCAAGAGAUCUGCAGGAUGAUGGAUAUUAACAAGGAUGGGCUUGUGGACCUUAACGAAUUCCUGGAAACAUUUAGAAUGGUCGAUCCGGAAAGCAGACGGAAGAAUAUGCCCAAUAGUCCCGAUAAUAGUAACCUUUUAGGUAGCGAGAACCGAAGCCCCAGGUUAAAUAAGACAGAAAACACGCCUCCAAAAGACCCGAAACCAUCAACGAAUCACACUAAAGAGAACGGCGAUAAAAAUUCGAUAUUCAUCGAAGCGGCGGAACACGUGCAAGACGACAACAGCGUUGCCAACGGCGACAGUUUAUCCCCAAACCAAGGCGAGAAGUUUUCCCUUAAAGUCCAAGUGCAUAAUUUCAGUAAUGGCGAAGGAGGUGACGAAGGUGAUAGUCCGGUCCUGUCGGGGCACACGAACGGACUGAAAGCUUCGCCCGUAUUAAGUAGCCGUAGAGGAUCGUUAAUUUAGGAUUAUUAAUAGUAAACAAUAUUGUUAAAAUAAUUUAAGACAAGAUGUCUUAUUAUGCAAAUCCCAAUUUAAUUCGGGACAAAGAAGCUUUAUUAGCAAAUAUAUUUGUAAGAACUGCCAUAGAAAUAUUUACAAGAAAUCCUUAAAAUUAUCAAACUGUUUAUGACCUACAUUUGUCAUUUUAGUACACAUGACAACAGCGCAUAUUAAGCAAACAGGUUGGAAAUCGGCUCGUGGGUGUUCGGCCUAGCGCUGUUGCCAUAUAAUGCAAGAAGUAGCUCUGAAAUGUUCUUGAAACAGUUAUUUCUUAUUUGUUUUAUUUACUUUAACGACUUUUUAGUACACUCAUUAUUACGACUUAUAGUCAAAAAUUAUAGGCUGUCCACAAAAACAAUUAAAUUUCUUUGUACUUAUUAAUUUUUAUUUGUUGUGUUAAAUAAUUUUAAUUAUCCGAACAUAACGUACACACUGGAAAACGAUACCAGUGUAUUUGAUUAGCAUAGCCUUGUUGCCAUGUACUGCAAAAAGAAAUAGGACCCUGGACAUUUUUUUAAAUAACUAUUUUAUGUCUGUUUUAUUGAUUUAAAGGAUGUUUACUUGAAGUGUCCAUAUUUUAUCUUUGAACUCAAAUAUCAUAUAAUAUCAGCAAAAUAGGAUAAUUACUACCUAUAUUACUAAAAUAUCAUUUUUCCAUACUAGUUAAAUGCUCACGACAUUUUCAGAUUGAAUAUAUUUAUUAAAAGUAGAAUGAUUUUUUUAAUUGAAUUUUAUUUUAAUUAAAAAUAUAUUUACUUUCUUUUAAA